CAUGGCGUCUGGCAGAUUACGGGUGGCGGUGAUUGGCGCUGGAGCGGCAGGACUCUGUAGCGCCCGUCAUAUCCUCUCCCGACCUUUGACUUUUGAACCUCCUGUGGUUUUGGAGAUGACGGAACAAGUGGGGGGGACCUGGGUUUACACGGAAGAGGUGGAGAGCGGGGCGCACAUCCACUCCAGCAUGUACAGAGACCUGAGUACCAACCUCCCUAAAGAGAUCAUGGAGUUCCCUGAUUUUGCCUUUGACCCGUCCCUACCAUCCUUCAUCCACCACUCCGAAGUCUUGAAAUACCUGGAGGAUUAUACGGACAGGUUCUCCAUCCGACCCCACAUCAAGUUUAAUACCCGGGUAGUGUCGGUCACUCCAGUACUGGGGGAAGGGAAGAACUCAGAGGUUUCCUGGGAUGUGACCUCCCAAACUCAGGACAAUGGAGAUCCUGUGACAGAACGGUUUGAUGCCAUCAUGGUCUGUGCAGGACACUACUCCCAUCCAUUUUUGCCAGACAUUGAAGGGCUGGAGCAGUUUCAAGGUCAAGUGUUGCACAGCAAAUAUUACCGCUACCCAGAAGUCUUCUCUUUCCAUUCAGUUGUCGUACUGGGUGCAGGACCAUCUGGAUUAGAUAUAUCCCUAGAGCUGUCUCCACAUGCUAAGCAUGUCAGUCUGAGCCACCAGGGUUCUCCAUUACAGUGGACCCCGCCUGCAAACCUCUCAUUUGUGCCUCCAGUUGUGCGGGCUACUCACAAUAGUCUGAUUUGUGAAGACGGGACAGAAAUAAUGGCUGACACUUUGAUUUUCUGUACUGGUUAUAAAUAUACCUACCCAUUCUUGUUGACUGGCAGUAACAUGAUGGAAAACCAGAAGAUAGACCAGAGAGAUAAGAUGAAGAGAAAAAAUUUAGAUGAACUUAUAGAAUUGGAAUCUGGGAAAGGGUUUAAAAAAAAUGAGGAAAACCCUCAAGUAAAUGAAACACUUACUGUAAAAUCAGUCCUUCCUAGAGUGGACUUGUUGGAGGAUGAAGACAUUGUGGGAACUAAUGGGGAACAGGGUCAUCUCCCUCCACUCUACAAGCAUCUCUUUCAUGCUCGCUACCCUACUCUGGGCUUCAUUGGAGCUGUUAAAUUUGUGAUUCCUUUCUCAUUGUUUCAUUGCCAGGCACAGUUUUUUCUUUCUGUACUGGGAGGUAAAUUCCAGCUACCUCCUCCAGAGGAAAUGCUUUCAGAAUCCCGCGAAGAAGUCUUAAAAACCCAGAAUUCUGGGAUACCCUUAAAGUAUCUUCACCGCCUUGGAAAAAACUAUUGGGAGUACAUGCAAGGGCUUGCCGAUACAGCAGGUUUUGAGCCAUUGGCCCCCGUGCUCUGCAAAAUAUUUCAGGCCUGUUGGAACUUCAAGAAUAUAGAACCUACAUUAUACCGAAGACUUAACUUCAAGCUCUUGAACAGAGAGGAGUAUGAGAUGAAGGGAGAGGUUCCACUUCCUUUUUUAAAUGCUUUUAAGAAGUCAUUGCCUUAGAUUGCAAGCUCCUUGAGGGCAGGGACUGAUGAAUCUAAGUACACUGUAUAUAGAAACAUAGAAACAUUAUUAAUAUAAUACAGGAUUUAUAUCACGCC
This is a messenger RNA of Rana temporaria (common frog), 1614 nucleotides long. Its product is annotated as flavin-containing monooxygenase FMO GS-OX4-like. The record is from RefSeq and is a predicted model, not a curated record. The transcript has 5 exons. Gene Ontology annotation, molecular function: flavin adenine dinucleotide binding; N,N-dimethylaniline monooxygenase activity; NADP binding. Bases 2 to 1516 code for a protein of 504 amino acids. Lineage: Eukaryota; Metazoa; Chordata; Amphibia; Anura; Ranidae.